AUGAUGCAAACCAUUGCUGAGUCUGGUGGUGGUAUGACCGGAGCAUCCUCUAUUCAUAUGAAUAUCUUCGGACUGGAGCCAGUCGCGAAGUUCGGAAGUGAGGAACAGAAAAGGAGGUGGUUGAGACCUUUGAUCGCCGGUAACGAACGGGCUUGCUUUGGAGUCACUGAGCCAAAUACCGGCCUAGACACAUUAAAAUUACAGUCCACUGCUCGUCGGGAUGGUGAUGCAUACAUCCUUUCCGGGCAGAAGAUUUGGAUCUCCACAGCACAGAGGGCAGACAAGAUUCUCAUUCUUGUGCGUACCACACCUUAUGACCAAGUGGAAAAAGCCUCCCAUGGACUGUCGCUUUUCUAUACCGACUUACAGGUCCCUGAAGUCCAGAUCACCGAGAUCCCAAAGAUGGGAAGGGCAGCUGUUGAUACCAAUACAUUGUUCUUUGACUGCUGGCGGGUGCCUGCUACUGACCGAGUGGGAGAAGAAGAUGAAGGAUUCAAAAUGAUUCUUUACGGAAUGAACGCUGAGCGAAUCUUGAUUGGAGCGGAGGCGCUAGGGCUUGGCUUUGCUGCCUUGCGUCGUGCUAGCUUAUAUGCCGGGGAGAAACGGGUCUUCGGUCGUCCUAUCGGCCAGAACCAGGGCGUUCAGCAUCCGCUCGCUGACACUUGGAUGAAACUGGAAGCAGCACGAUUAAUGAUUUACCAGGCUGCCCGCCUUUAUGAUGAAGGAUAUACAGGGGGUGAGUACGCAAAUGCUGGAAAAUAUUUAGCAGCCGAAGCGGCUUUUGAGGCUUGCGAACGGGCUAUUCUAACCCAUGGGGGAAUGGGUUACGCAAAAGAAUAUCAUGUCGAACGUUACCUGAGGGAGGUCUUUAUCCCACGCAUUGCCCCGGUAAGUCGAGAGAUGAUUUUGAAUUACAUAGGAGAAAGAGUUUUGGGCCUUCCGAAGUCAUAUUAG
Molecule: messenger RNA, 954 nt
Organism: Penicillium macrosclerotiorum
Lineage: Eukaryota; Fungi; Ascomycota; Eurotiomycetes; Eurotiales; Aspergillaceae
Product: acyl-CoA dehydrogenase family protein
Exons: 1
Coding region: 1-954 (317 amino acids)
Molecular function (GO): flavin adenine dinucleotide binding; acyl-CoA dehydrogenase activity
Source: RefSeq, a predicted model, not a curated record